Messenger RNA from Penicillium subrubescens, 1317 nucleotides. RefSeq names its product CaiB/BaiF CoA transferase family protein. The transcript is spliced from 6 exons. The record is from RefSeq and is a predicted model, not a curated record. Lineage: Eukaryota; Fungi; Ascomycota; Eurotiomycetes; Eurotiales; Aspergillaceae. Gene Ontology annotation, molecular function: catalytic activity.
CUGGCUUUAGUGGCCAGGGCCACUCCUACCCUUACAAGGCCUGUGGACGUAUACUUCUCGCGAGGCUUAGCUACGGCUGCGAAGUCGCCAAACUUGAAAAAGCUCCCGCUGGCAGGAGUUCGAGUUUUGGAUAUGAGCCGAGUGUUGGCUGGGCCAUACUGUACACAGAUUCUUGGUGACUUGGGAGCUGAGAUCAUCAAAAUUGAACACCCCGUUCGAGGUGACGAUACUCGCGCGUGGGGCCCGCCCUUUGCUGCAUACACAGAUGGACGAACCGGUAAUGGCGAAAGCGCCUACUACCUUUCGGUCAACCGUAAUAAGAAAUCCCUCGGUCUAUCAUUCGCACACCCCGAAGGCGUCGAAAUAAUCCAGCAACUCGCCCGCGACUGUGACGUCCUCGUUGAAAACUACCUUCCCGGUUCUCUAAAGAAAUACAACCUCGACUACGCAUCCAUCAGCAAGAUAAACCCACAUCUGAUCUACACAAGCAUUACCGGAUAUGGUCAAACAGGUCCGUACAGCAAUCGACCAGGCUUCGACGUCAUGGUCGAGGCUGAGUUUGGACUGAUGCAUUUGACGGGGACUCGCGAUGGUCCACCCGUGAAAGUCGGUGUCGCGGUGACAGAUUUGACGACGGGACUGUAUGCCUGUAACUCGAUUAUGGCAGCGCUAUUGGCGCGGGCGAACACGGGAGAGGGGCAGCAUCUUGAUGUUUGUCUGAGUGAUUGCCAGGUUGCAACGCUGGCUAACAUGGGAGAGUCGGUGUUGAUUAGUGGGAAGAAAGAUUCGGGGAGAUGGGGGACUGCUCAUCCAUCUGUUGUGCCAUACCAAGGAUUCAAAACCGCCGAUGGCGAUAUCUUCGUCGGUGGUGCGAAUGACCGCCUCUUCGGUAUUCUCUGCGCGAAAAUCGGCAAGCCUGAGUGGAAGACUGAUGCCCGAUUCGUAACUAAUAACGACCGCGUGACAAAUCGUGCUGAACUGGAGCCUCUGAUCGAAGCUGAGCUCGUGAAACGAACCACGCGACGAUGGCAGGAAAUCUUCGAGGGAAGUGGUCUGCCCUAUGCAGCGGUCAACGACAUCCAAGGGACUAUGAACCAUGAGCAUGUGCAAGCUCGCGGGAUGGUCCAGACGAUUGAGCAUCCGGCUUGUGGGCCGAUCAAGGUGAUUAGCCCGCCAGUCAAGUAUUCGAAUGCAGAACCGAGUAUUCGUAGCCCGCCUCCCUUGUUGGGUGAGCAUACAGAUGAGUUACUUCAGGAUGUUGUGGGUUUGAGUAAGGAGCGUAUCGAGGAGCUCAAAAGGAAAGGAGUGGUUGCAUGA